Molecule: messenger RNA, 1470 nt
Organism: Phoenix dactylifera (date palm)
Lineage: Eukaryota; Viridiplantae; Streptophyta; Magnoliopsida; Arecales; Arecaceae
Source: RefSeq, a predicted model, not a curated record
AUGACCGGACAUGUCGUAAAGCUUGACCUCCACUACCCUUACCCAUAUGACGGACGUCGUCCUGAUAAAAGUGAGGUAAGUCCUUCACUACACUUGGGACAUCUGAAUUAUUUGGAUUUGAGCAUGAACAAUUUUAGUGGUGCCCCAAUCCCUGACUUCAUUGGAUCUCUUGCCAAGUUGGAGUAUCUAAUCCUCUCUAAUGCUGGGUUUGGUGGAACAAUCCCUCACCAACUCGGGAACCUCUCAAACUUGCUCUAUCUUGAUCUCGCUUCAAACCUUCACUACUCUUCGGAUGUUGACAAUCUUGGCUGGUUACCAUCGAUCCGUUUCCUGCAGCAUCUUGACAUGAGUAAUGUCAACCUCUCAAAAGCAUCCAACUGGAUUCAUGUGAUCAAUAUGCUCCCUUCUCUUUCUGUCUUGCGUCUGUUUCGUGCUACUCUUCCUAGCCUUCCCUCUACACUACCCCAUGUUAAUUUGCAACAGAACAAUCUUAGCGGUCCUUUGCCCAAUCAGAUUGGAGCACUCCAAAGUUUGGGCUAUCUUGAUCUUGGUUUAAAUUUAUUGGAUGGUUCAAUUCCUGCAUCACUGGGGAAGUUAUCUGCCCUAUAUUAUCUGAAUCUCGCAGCAAAUUCCUUGGCAGGUGCACUGACUGAAGCCCACUUCGCCAACCUCACAAGCUUAUCAAGUUUGGAUCUGUCUUAUAACUUAUUGACAGUAAAUUGCAAGCUGCUGACUACUAUUGAUCUUGGCAAUAAUAAGUUGUCAGGUAGAAUACCUGAAUGGAUUGGAGGGAGCCUCUUAUCAUUAAGGGUUCUCCGUCCGCGAUCAAAUAUGUUAGAUGGUAAUAUUCCUUGGCAACUGUCACUCCUUUCUUCUCUUCAGGUGUUGGAUCUUGCUGAUAACAAGCUUUCUGGAACUUUGCCACUAUCAUUUGGUAAUUUCAUAGCCAUGAUUAUGAUACAAAAUGGGGGCAAACUUGCUCUUUUUGAAAAUAUGGCCUCCUAUUACAUUGAAAAUAUCCAGAUAAACACGAAAGGUUCGGAACUCAUGUUCACUAGUGUGUUCUCACUUGUGACAAGCUUAGACCUCUCCGACAACAAUAUUUUUGGGGAGAUUCCUGAGGAGUUGACAAACUUUCAUGGGCUUCAUUCCUUGAACUUAUCGGGGAAUCAUUUGACAGAAAGGAUUCCGAUCAAUAUUGGUGCCAUGGGGCAAUUGGAGCCACUUGAUCUGUCGAUGAACAACCUAUCAAGCAUAAUUCCUACAAGCAUCGCAUAUUUGAAUUUUUUGGAGCACCUGAAUUUGCCCUACAACAAUCUAUCAAGAAGGAUUCCAUCUGGCAACCAACUCCAAAUCUUGAAUGAUCCAUCCAUCUACAUUAGCAAUCAAUAUCUUUGUGGACUGCCACUGCCAGAAAAAUACCCCGGCGAUGAACCUGCAGAAUGUCCAAUAGAAAAAAAAACAGGAUGA